Messenger RNA from Cryphonectria parasitica EP155, 837 nucleotides. RefSeq names its product Serine/threonine-protein kinase BUD32. The record is from RefSeq and is a predicted model, not a curated record. Gene Ontology annotation, molecular function: ATP binding; protein serine/threonine kinase activity. Gene Ontology annotation, biological process: protein phosphorylation. The coding region runs from base 1 to 774 and encodes 257 amino acids. The transcript has 2 exons. NCBI's taxonomy places the organism in Eukaryota, Fungi, Ascomycota, Sordariomycetes, Diaporthales, Cryphonectriaceae. Gene Ontology annotation, cellular component: cytosol; EKC/KEOPS complex; nucleus.
AUGGCCACCCCCCACCCACUCCCACCCCCGCCCGUCCUCACCUACCCCUCCACCACACCCCCCGAGCUCAUCACCCAAGGCGCCGAGGGCCUCCUGUACCGCACAACCUACCUCCACCCAACCCUCCCCAGCGCCCUCAAGCACCGCCCGUCCAAGCCCUACCGCCACCCGACCCUCGACGCCCGCCUCACCCGCCAGCGCAUCCUCGCCGAGGCCCGCAUCCUCGCCCGGUGCAGGCGCGACGGCGUCGCCGUGCCCGCUGUCUACUGCGUCGACGAGGCCGCAGGCUGGCUCAUGAUGGAGUGGGUCGAGGGCAGGCCGGUGCGGGCGGCCGUGAACGAGUGGCUGGGCGACAAGACGGAGGAAGAGGUGGGGAAUGCGUCGCUGGUGGACCUGAUGAGGAGGGUCGGGGCUGCGGUGGGGAGGCUGCAUGGUGCCGGCGUGGUCCAUGGGGACCUGACCACGAGUAACAUGAUGCUGCGGCCGGCGAGGCCGGCAAUACAGGAUGCGGAGGGCGAGGACGAGGACGGCAAGCUGGACGGCGAGAUUGUGAUCAUCGACUUUGGCCUGGCCAGCCAGGGGACGCACGAGGAGGACAGGGCGGUGGACUUGUAUGUGCUCGAGCGGGCGUUCCUGAGCACACACCCGAGGACGGAGAAGCUGUUUGGCGAGGUGCUAGAGGGGUACCGGCAGACCUUCAAGGCGGCCAGGCAGGUGCUGAAGAAGCUUGAGGAUGUGAGGAUGCGGGGGAGGAAGAGGAGUAUGAUAGGGUGAAAGGGCAUACGGAAGCCAUGCAGAGAUGGUUCGCCUUGCUUGGUGAUUCACUCUAUGAUGUGU